AUGGAUGACAUUCAUCAGCCAACUAAUUUUGGUCACUGUACAAUUGAUGAUAAGCGCUUUUCCCUACUGACCAUUGAUAAUCAUACUUUCUUAUGCAAAAAUAACAAUAAUGUGAACGAUAAUAGUGAUAAUAACGAUGAUGAUGAUGAUGAUGAUAAAAAUAAUGAUGGAAGUAACCGUAAUGAUGGUCCUUUUCUGAAGCCAAAAAUACCAGUACGAAGUACAUCAUUGCAUGCGAGUGAAUCAGACGCCUCGAUGGUCAUUCACAGUGAAGAAAUUAUGUUGAAAAUGUUUGAUAACUCCAUGCAGGAUACAUUGCUUUCUCAUUUGAGUACCUUUCGACGAAAUCGUGAACUUUGUGAUGUUGUCCUUUUUGUGCAUGAAAAAGAGAUUCUUGCUCAUAAGAUUGUUCUGGCAGCUUGUUCACCUGCGCUCAUGGAUAUGUUUGUCAGAAGUGAGAACGGAGACCGAUCUUCAAAACGUGUAAGUACAACGAUGCUGUCGACAGCAGGUACCGCUUCACCACCACUGACAACAGCUCUUGCUUUACCGAUAACAACACAGCCACUUUCUUAUUACGAAUUUGCUGAAGCUGAUUAUGAUUGUUUCGAAGCUAUUGUAAACUAUGCAUACUCUUCUCAUUUGGAAAUAAGUAGCAGAAAAGUUGGCGAACUCUAUAAAACUGCCUGUGCUCUGCAGGUAACUCCGAUUGCCAGAGCUUGCGCUCGCUAUCUUAUCGAAAACCUUAAUAUCAUGGAUUGCAUCGGGAUUCGACGUCAAGCUAAUAUUAAUGAUGAUGUACUUGUGGAACAAGUUGAUAAUUUCAUUGCUAAAAAUUUUGCACAAAUCGUUGAUGAAAGUCCAGGAUUCACUCAUUUGCCUCUUAUUAAGGUCCGUUUAAUUUUGAGCAGUGAUGAUAUCAAGAAACUUUGCUGUGGCGAAGAUAUCGCGUUGCGCGUUGUGCAAUACUUCCAGUCACUGCCUCAUAUUAAUGAUCGCAUCGAACAAUGGAUUGAACAACUUGUGGAAAAGACACAUAUGUUGUACACCGACACAGACUGCAGGUUGCAGGAUUGUUUGGGGAUGGAUGACCGGAGUUCUGUGGGAGCGUCUGACAUAAUCCAGGAUUAUAAGCGUACGGGUGGCUAUUUACCACGCACUUAUAGUGGAAGCAAUGUAUUGGAAGUCCAAAGUCCUGCUCAUCAUAUCACAGGUGCUACACAAGUGCAUCUGAAUUCAACUCGUCUAACCAACACAAAACUAUCGUCAGCAGAAAGUAAUAGUUCAUUGAGCUCAAACGCUGAACCCGAUGAUGAAUCUUACAAACUGAUCGCUGUGCAUCGAACAGCUGGUAAGAAUAAAAAAGACUUUUGGAUCACGCUGGCAGUAUUCCAUCGGUGUUUGGUUGCGCUCAGUAUUCAGCUCUCAGAAGCUGAAAAUGUUAUAAAAUCACGUACGACUUCACAAGUUGUUGAACCUUCACCAAUUUUUGAAAUAGUGCAACAACAGGAAAUCGCAGAGGAAACAGUUGUGAGAUUGGUAUCAUCAGAAAGCAGUUCACGUAUCCCACUACCACAUAUGGAGAGUCCGAGAUGUUCCGUUGGAGGUGCAUUCAUCAAUGGGAAAAUUAUUGUUUGUGGUGGUUAUGAUCGUGGCAAGUGUUUGGAGUCAGUGGAAGAAUAUAAUUUAUUGAAGAAAAACUGGCGUCGUUUAGCCGACAUGGCACAAUGCCGAGGUCGUUUCGAUGCAGCUGUUGUGGGAAGCAAAGUUUACGCUGUUGCUGGUAGUAGCGGAAGUGUGGAUUUAAAAACAGUGGAAUGUUACGACUCAGAAAUCGAGAAAUGGUCAUUGGUGAAAUCAUUACAUCACGGACGCAGUCAUAAUGACAUGAGUGUAAGAUUUCUUAUUCUAUGUUGUGCUGCACUGGAUGGCUUAAUCUAUUGUAUUGGGGGUUGCUGUGAGCAGAUCGUUUUGAGUGAAUGCGAGAGGUAUAAUCCUGAAUUAGAUGAAUGGGCGUCAAUAACGCCACUACGAACAGCACGUUUCCAGGCUAGCUGUACUUCAUGGCAUGGCCUCGUGAUUGUUUGUGGAGGAUGCAAUGGUUGGAAAUGUUUGGACUCAGUUGAUGCCUAUUCUCCGAAGACGGGAAAAUGGCAAAGACUAGCAUCCUUGAAAACAGCUAGACGUGGAUCUGCUGUUGCCGUGGUAAAAGAUUCAUUAUUUGUUAUUGGCGGUCAUGACGGCACGCACUCGCUGAAUUCAGUAGAAAUCUUGGAUGAUCCAACUGGAGAAUGGCGUUCAGGUCCAUCACUUACUAUACCACGUGCUAAUGUCAAAGCUGCAGUAGCUUCGGGUGAUGAAAUAUAUCUUUUGGGCGGUUUUGAUGGAACACAAUUUCUUUCUUCUAUUGAAGUGCUCAACAAUGGUUCGAAUUGCAAGGCUGGCGGAAUUGGCAGUGAGAGACAAAAUUAA
Brugia pahangi is the source of this 2472-nucleotide messenger RNA. The record is from the annotation of a GenBank genome assembly. NCBI's taxonomy places the organism in Eukaryota, Metazoa, Nematoda, Chromadorea, Rhabditida, Onchocercidae.